AUGGUCUCGUUGUCGUUCCUCCCCUACGUGUCGUCGCUCCUGCCGCUCACAAGACCCGUGCCCGGCAACUCGCCCGUCGAGCUCUGCGACCUCUCGGCCAGACACUCGCUCCGGCUCGACAGCGUCGACAUCACACCCAACCCGCCCGAGCGGGGCGCCAACCUCACUAUCACCGCGUCGGGCCUCCUCCACACCGCGGUCGCCGACGGCGCCUACGUGGACGUGGUGGUCAACUACGGCUACAUCAAGUUGUUGACGCAGACCUACGACUUGUGCGAGGAGCUCCCGAACGUGGACAUGACGUGUCCCGUCGCAGAGGGCGCGUACACGCUCACCAAGGAGGUGGCCAUCCCGGGCGAGGUUCCGCCAGGCAAGUACACCGUGUUCGCCAGAGCGUACAACAAGGACGACACCAUGAUCACCUGCCUCACAGGCUCGGUGGAGUUCUCCGCCGCGGGCGCCGUGGCCGUGCUCUAG
This is a messenger RNA of Pichia membranifaciens NRRL Y-2026, 477 nucleotides long. RefSeq lists its product as hypothetical. Lineage: Eukaryota; Fungi; Ascomycota; Pichiomycetes; Pichiales; Pichiaceae. Bases 1 to 477 code for a protein of 158 amino acids. Gene Ontology annotation, molecular function: sterol binding. Gene Ontology annotation, biological process: intracellular sterol transport. The record is from RefSeq and is a predicted model, not a curated record. The transcript has a single exon.